Myotis lucifugus (little brown bat) is the source of this 1792-nucleotide messenger RNA. RefSeq names its product zinc finger protein 501-like. NCBI's taxonomy places the organism in Eukaryota, Metazoa, Chordata, Mammalia, Chiroptera, Vespertilionidae. The record is from RefSeq and is a predicted model, not a curated record. The coding region runs from base 223 to 1503 and encodes 426 amino acids. The transcript has 2 exons. Gene Ontology annotation, biological process: regulation of DNA-templated transcription.
UCUUCAUCACCUGUUCCUCUGCAUUGGUGCCUCUGCAGUAUUCUGCAACAUUGACUUGCACGUGUGUUAUGAGGUAUUUUGCACCUGAGUGGGUCACAUGCAACAGACUUUGAGCAGAAAGCCUUCUUCUGUAGUGACCCAUGUGUUGGAGACUCCUGUUCCUGUGCAAACCCUCACGAGCAACAGAGGAAUGAAUGUGGAGAGGAGCCCUGGAAACAAGGUAUGGACAGGGCCUCCUCAGUGAGUAGGUCCAAUUUCUUAUCGUUGGUGCCUUCCCUCAGCGGGAAGGUUGGGAAAGACUUGCUGUACAACUCAGAGCUACUCCGGCACCAGGCCACUCUCAACACUGAGGAGCUACCCUGUGGCAGUGAGAUUUCACAGCAAUUUCUUCAUGGAAAUAGUCACCACCAGUGGGGUGAAUGUGAAAAUGCUGCUAAACACAACCUGAAAGUUGUUCAACAUCAGGGUGUAUUUUCUGGAGAACUGAUUUAUGAGUGUAACAAAUGUAGGAAAGUGUUUAGACAAAACUUGAAUGUCAUUCGACAUAGGAGAGUUCACACUGGAGAAAAGCAGUAUGAAUGUAGUGAAUGUGGGAAGUUCUUCAGAGAAAGACGUGCACUCAUUAGACACCAGAGAGUUCACACUACAGAGAAGCCAUAUGAGUGUAUGGAACGUGGGAAGUCUUUUAGCCAAAAAUCCAACUUUACAAAGCACCUGAGAGUUCACAGUGGCGACAAGCGAUAUGAAUGCUCUGAUUGUGGAAAGUCCUUCAAUGUUAACUAUACCCUCAAAGUACACCAGAGAGUUCACACUGGAGAAAAGCCCUAUAAGUGUACAGAAUGUGGGGUGUCAUUUCGUGUAAGGUCUCACCUCACUAGACAUCUCAGAGUUCACACUGGAGAGAAGCCAUAUGAAUGUACGGAAUGUGGGAAGUUUUUUAGCCAAAAAUCCAACUUUACAAAGCACCUGAGAGUUCACAGUAAUGACAAGCCAUAUGAGUGCUGUGAUUGUGGGAAGUCCUUCAAUGAUAAGUAUUAUUUCAAAGUACACCAGAGAAUUCACACUGGAGAAAAGCCCUAUAAGUGUACAGAAUGUGGGGUGUCAUUUCGUAUAAGGUCUAACCUCACUAGUCAUCUCAAAGUUCACACUGGAGAGAAGCCAUAUGAAUGUACUGAAUGUGGGAAGUCUUUUAGCCAAAAAUCUUGCCUUAUUAGGCACCUGAGAGUUCACAGUGAUGAAAAGGCAUAUGAGUGCUGUGAUUGUGGGAAGUCCUUCAAUGAUCAGUCUUAUCUCAAAGUACACCAGAGAGUUCACACUGGAGAAAAGCCCUAUAAGUGUACAGAAUGUGGGGUGUCAUUUCGUGUAAGGUGUACCCUCACUAGACAUCUCAGAGUUCACACUAGAAAGAAGCCAUAUGAAUGUACUGAAUGUGGGAAGUCGUUUAUCAAAAAAGUUUACCUUAUUAGACACCUGAGAGUUCACAGUGACGACAAGCCAUAUUAGUGCUGUGAUUGUGGAAAGUCCUUCAGUAAGAAGUCUAUCCUCAAAGAACACCAGAGAAGUUCACACUGAAGAAAAGCCCUAAAGAUAUAGAGCAGAGGUUCUCAAACUACGGCCCGUGGGCCACAUGCAGCCCGCCGAAAACAUUUAUCCGGCCUGCCGGGUGUUUUGCCGCCGCUGCCUUUCCUGCUUAGCAGCUGACUCGUCCCGGGCCCACAGUGCACGUGUGUGGAAUGUCUGAGGGACAGUGAACGGGCCCCCUGUUUAAAAAGUUUGAGGACCCCUGAUAUAA